AUGCUUUGUGCUAUUAGUGGGAAAGUUCCUAGAAGGCCAGUUCUAUCACCUAAAUCCAGGACUAUUUUUGAAAAGUCGCUCCUUGAACAGUAUGUUAAAGAUACGGGGAAUGAUCCGAUAACAAAUGAGCCCUUAAGCAUCGAAGAAAUAGUGGAAAUCGUACCUAGUGCGCAACAAGCCUCACUAACAGAGUCUACAAACUCUGCUACGUUAAAAGCGAAUUAUUCGAUUCCGAAUCUGUUGACAAGUUUACAGAAUGAAUGGGAUGCUAUAAUGCUCGAAAACUUUAAGUUACGAUCAACUCUAGAUAGUUUAACGAAAAAACUGUCGACUGUAAUGUACGAAAGAGAUGCUGCAAAGUUGGUCGCUGCGCAACUAUUGAUGGAAAAAAACGAAGAUUCGAAGGAUUUACCCAAAUCCUCACAGCAAGCGGUAGCUAUUACGAGAGAAGAAUUUUUACAAGGGCUGUUACAAUCUUCUAGAGACUUUGUAGCGAGGGGCAAGCUCAAAGCACCCAAAUGGCCGAUUUUAAAAAAUUUGGAGCUAUUACAGGCACAAAAUUACUCCCGUAACAUCAAAACAUUCCCAUAUAAAGAGCUUAACAAAUCUAUGUACUAUGAUAAAUGGGUGUGCAUGUGUCGCUGUGAGGAUGGUGCUUUACAUUUUACCCAAUUAAAAGAUUCGAAAACGAUUACCACAAUAACUACACCAAAUCCCCGUACCGGGGGAGAGCAUCCAGCUAUUAUUUCCAGAGGGCCUUGUAAUCGUUUGCUACUACUAUAUCCAGGUAACCAAAUAACUAUAUUGGACUCAAAAACAAACAAAGUCCUCAGAGAAAUAGAGGUAGAUUCCGCCAAUGAGAUUAUAUAUAUGUAUGGUCACAACGAGGUCAACACAGAGUACUUCAUCUGGGCGGAUAAUAGAGGAACCAUAGGAUUUCAAUCCUACGAGGAUGAUUCCCAGUAUAUUGUUCAUUCUGCUAAAUCAGAUGUUGAGUACAGCAGCGGUGUCCUACAUAAGGAUUCAUUAUUAUUAGCCCUUUACUCUCCGGACGGUAUAUUAGACGUUUACAACUUGUCAUCACCUGACCAGGCAAGCUCUAGAUUCCCCGUAGAUGAAGAAGCCAAGAUAAAAGAGGUUAAAUUUGCAGACAAUGGGUACUGGAUGGUAGUAGAGUGUGACCAAACUGUGGUUUGCUUUGACCUAAGAAAGGAUGUCGGCACGCUAGCGUAUCCAACUUACACAAUCCCAGAAUUCAAGACGGGCACCGUUACCUAUGACAUUGACGACUCUGGAAAGAAUAUGAUUGCAUACUCAAACGAGAGCAAUUCGCUGACGAUAUACAAAUUUGACAAGAAAACAAAAAAUUGGACUAAAGACGAGGAGAGCGCCCUCUGUUUGCAAAGCGACACUGCCGAUUUCACUGAUAUGGACGUGGUAUGCGGAGAUGGUGGUAUUGCCGCUAUUCUGAAGACAAAUGAUAGUUUCAAUAUUGUUGCAUUGACACCCUAA
Saccharomyces cerevisiae S288C is the source of this 1512-nucleotide messenger RNA. RefSeq names its product E3 ubiquitin-protein ligase PRP19 (gene PRP19). The record is from RefSeq and is marked reviewed. Lineage: Eukaryota; Fungi; Ascomycota; Saccharomycetes; Saccharomycetales; Saccharomycetaceae. Gene Ontology annotation, molecular function: ubiquitin-protein transferase activity; ubiquitin protein ligase activity. The transcript has a single exon. Bases 1 to 1512 code for a protein of 503 amino acids. Gene Ontology annotation, cellular component: nucleus; Prp19 complex. Gene Ontology annotation, biological process: protein ubiquitination; mRNA splicing, via spliceosome.